GCCCCCUCCCCGCCCCAGCCCCCCAGGGCAGCGGGGCCGGGGGGGACCCGGGGGGCCGGCCGCCGCCUCCGCCCAGAGGAAACUUUACCCAAACAAAAUAUCAUCGAGCUUUCCGAUCGUGACUGUCCCGGGACAAGUGGCCCAGGACGGGCAGAAGCUACAGCCUGCAGAGACUCAGGAAGAGGAAAAAACGGUGAGCGGGGCCACUGCCGCCGCUUCUACCCCGGCAGCGCGGAAGAGACCCGGGUGGUUGCCUGGUGGAGCGACGCUUAGCACCGCUUCUUCCUCAGUUCUGCGCCGAGCCUUUCGCAGCUGCCGCCUCAGCCCGAAGGAGGAAGGGAGUCAGUCCACAUUGUCAGCGCCACCGCUCGUCUCUGAAGCGAAAUCUCAGCUAUCAACGAGACUUUUAAAAGGCUCUCUAAAUACUUGGUACGAGAAUUUCUUCUCUUUAUAACUUUUGUGAUCCCUCUACACAUUGUGUCUAGAAAAUCAGAAUGUGAAAACCUUUGCAUCUUCUGAUAGUCUAGCCAAGGUUCAAGAAGUAGCAAGCUGGCUUUUGGAAAUGAAUCAGGAACUGCUCUCUGUGGGCAGCAAAAGACGACGAACUGGAGGCUCUCUGAGAGGGAAUGCUUCUUCAAGCCAGGUAGACGAGGAGCAGAUGAAUCGCGUGGUGGAGGAGGAGGAGCAGCAGCAGCUGAGCUAUCAAGAGGAGGAGCACACUUCACGGAAUGGUGAACUUGUGGGGGCAGACCCGAGGCCUGGAGACCAGAGCGAUUCCCAGCAAGGACACGUGGAAGAAAACAAUAACCGCUUUAUCUCAGUAGAUGAGGACUCUUCGGGAAACCAAGAAGAGCAAGAGGAAGAUGAAGAGCAUGCUGGGGAACAGGAGGAGGAGGAGGAAGAGGAGGAGGAGGAGAUGGACCAGGAGAGUGAUGACUUUGACCAGUCUGAUGAUAGUAGCAGAGAAGAUGAACAUACACACAAUAGCAAUGUCACAAACUGUAGUAGUAUCGUGGACCUGCCCAUUCACCAGCUUUCUUCCCCAUUCUAUACAAAGACAACAAAAAUGAAAAGAAAGUUGGACCAUGGUUCUGAGGUCCGUUCCUUUUCUUUGGGAAAGAAACCAUGCAAAGUCUCAGAUUACACCAGUACCACUGGGCUUGUACCAUGUUCAGCAACACCAACAACGUUCGGGGACCUAAGAGCUGCCAAUGGGCAAGGGCAGCAGCGGCGCAGGAUCACGUCUGUCCAGCCACCCACCGGCCUCCAGGAGUGGCUGAAGAUGUUUCAGAGCUGGAGUGGACCAGAGAAGCUGCUGGCUUUAGAUGAACUCAUCGAUAGCUGUGAACCAACGCAGGUGAAGCACAUGAUGCAGGUGAUAGAGCCCCAGUUCCAGAGAGACUUCAUCUCCUUGCUCCCUAAAGAGCUGGCACUCUAUGUACUUUCAUUCCUGGAACCCAAAGACCUGCUGCAAGCGGCUCAGACUUGUCGAUACUGGAGAAUUUUGGCUGAGGACAACCUUCUCUGGAGAGAGAAAUGUAAAGAAGAGGGAAUUGAUGAACCAUUGCACAUCAAGAGAAGAAAAAUAAUAAAGCCAGGUUUUAUACAUAGCCCGUGGAAGAGUGCAUACAUCAGACAGCACAGAAUUGAUACCAACUGGAGGCGAGGGGAACUCAAAUCUCCCAAGGUGCUGAAAGGGCAUGAUGAUCAUGUCAUCACAUGCCUGCAGUUCUGUGGUAACCGCAUAGUGAGUGGUUCUGACGACAACACUUUAAAAGUCUGGUCAGCAGUCACGGGCAAAUGCCUAAGAACGUUAGUGGGACACACGGGUGGAGUAUGGUCAUCACAGAUGAGAGACAAUAUCAUCAUCAGUGGAUCCACUGACCGGACCCUCAAAGUGUGGAACGCCGAGACCGGAGAGUGCAUACAUACUUUAUAUGGGCACACUUCCACUGUACGCUGUAUGCAUCUCCAUGAGAAAAGAGUUGUCAGUGGUUCUCGAGAUGCCACUCUUAGGGUCUGGGAUAUUGAGACCGGCCAGUGUUUACACGUCUUGAUGGGUCACGUAGCUGCAGUCCGCUGUGUCCAGUAUGACGGCAGGAGGGUUGUUAGUGGAGCAUAUGAUUUUAUGGUCAAGGUGUGGGAUCCAGAGACUGAGACCUGCCUGCACACGUUACAGGGGCACACUAACAGAGUCUACUCAUUACAGUUUGAUGGCAUCCAUGUGGUGAGUGGGUCUCUCGAUACAUCAAUCCGAGUCUGGGAUGUGGAGACAGGGAACUGUAUUCACACGUUAACAGGACACCAGUCAUUAACAAGUGGAAUGGAACUCAAGGACAAUAUUCUUGUCUCUGGGAAUGCAGAUUCUACAGUGAAAAUCUGGGAUAUCAAAACAGGACAGUGUUUACAAACAUUGCAGGGUCCCAACAAGCACCAGAGUGCCGUGACCUGUUUACAGUUCAACAAGAACUUCGUAAUUACCAGCUCAGAUGAUGGAACUGUAAAACUCUGGGACUUGAAAACGGGUGAAUUUAUUCGAAAUCUGGUCACAUUGGAGAGUGGGGGGAGCGGGGGAGUUGUGUGGCGGAUCAGAGCCUCCAAUACAAAGCUGGUGUGUGCGGUUGGCAGUCGGAAUGGGACUGAAGAAACCAAGCUCUUGGUGCUGGACUUCGAUGUGGACCUGAAAUGAAGAGCAGACAAGAUGAGUCUUGUCCAACUCUGUAGACAAUAUACUCCUGCCCUCCCCCUGCGCAAAAAAACAAAAAAAAAAAACAAACAAAAAAACAAAAAGGAAAAAAAAACAAAAGAAAAAAAGAAAAAAGAGAAAAAAAAAAGAAAAGGAAAAAAAUCCCUUGUACUCAGUGGUGCAGGAUGUUGGUUUGGGGCAACAGAGUGAAAAGACCUACAGACAAGAAGGUGAGAAGGGCUGAAGAGACAGAGCCGUAACCGAGGGAGGCGGCGGCGCACCACCUGAAGGCUUCACUUCUGAUGAGGGGCAGCUUUGCAAAACGAGACUCUCUAAAUCCAACCAGGUGCAAUUAUUCCUUAUUUUCUUCUCCAGUGGUCGUUGGGCAGAGCCUCACCAAGACGUUGUUUCCGUCACCUCGGAAGGAGUGGCGGUGAUGUCCAAUCGUGUGUCAUCAGAGCUUCUGCAGCAAAGUCGUGUUUCUGAAGUGGGAAGCAGAAAGAAAUUACUGUGAAUUGCUUUUGUACAGUUACCAUGAAGCUUUCUUUUUCUUUUUCUUUUCCAUUUUUUUUUUGUUGGUUUUUUUCUUUGUUUUGUUUUUGCCAGCCAUUGCCAAUGUCAAUCAAUCACAGUAUUAGCCUCUGUUAAUCUUCUUCCUGUUGCUUCCAUAGCCCCUCUUCAGUGCGCAUGUCGCGUUGUCCUGGGUUCCGAGUCCUGAGAUGGAUUUAGUUCUCGACGCUGGUGCUAGAAGUAGGUCUCCACGCGUGGGGUCGUUGUCCCGCCCUGUACUGUACUCCAGUGGCCAAACUUAUUUAUGCUGCUAAAUGAAAGAAAGAAAGAAAAAACAAAUUAUUUUUUUUUAUUUUUUUUCUGCUGUGACGUUUUAGUCCCAGACUGAAUUCCAAAUUUGCUCUAGUUUGGUUACAGAAAAAAAGACUUUUUGCCGCUGAAACUUGAGCCAUCUGUGCCUCUAAGAGGCUGCGAAUGCAAAAGUUUCAGAUACUAAAGAGUGAAGUUUGCCUGCAAAUAAAGACUCGAGAGCGUGUGCAAAGCGUAUUUUCUGUUAUCUGGGCAAAAGUAAAACACAUUCCUUGGGACAGAGCCUGAGGUGCCUGUUCUGCGGAGAAGCUUCUUUGUUGAGGGCUGUGGUGAAUGGAUGAACGUACAUAGUAAAACUGACAAGAUAUUUUAAAGAUAUAUAGAAUACAGAAUAAAGGAAGUUGCUGGUCCGUCGUAGCAUCUUACAGUAUUCGGGAAAACAACUGUUACAGUUUCACUGCUCUGAGUAACCGACGCGAGAGGAUCACCCGCGCUGUAGUGAUGGCGUCCAAGCAGGCCAGCGCGGCGAGCGAGCGAGCGAGCGGAGUCAGGUCGUCUGCCUCAUUCACCAGGAGCCGUAACUCAAGCUGAACUGUGAAAGUGGUUAACACUGUAUCCUAGGCAGUCUUUUAUUUCCUCCUCCUGUUUAUUUUUUUGUUUGUUUUAUUUAUAGUCUGAUUUUAAACAAUCAGAUUCAAGUUGGUUAAUUUUAGUUAUGUAACACCCUGACGUGAUGGAGGAAAACAACCUUUAAAGGGAUUGUGUCUAUGGUUUGAUUCACUUAGAAAUUUUAUUUUCUUAUAACUUAAGUGCAAUAAAAUGUGUUUUUUCAUGUUA
Molecule: messenger RNA, 4342 nt
Organism: Myodes glareolus (Bank vole)
Lineage: Eukaryota; Metazoa; Chordata; Mammalia; Rodentia; Cricetidae
Source: RefSeq, a predicted model, not a curated record